Molecule: messenger RNA, 561 nt
Organism: Fonsecaea pedrosoi CBS 271.37
Lineage: Eukaryota; Fungi; Ascomycota; Eurotiomycetes; Chaetothyriales; Herpotrichiellaceae
Exons: 3
Coding region: 1-561 (186 amino acids)
Biological process (GO): RNA catabolic process
Cellular component (GO): ribonuclease H2 complex
Source: RefSeq, a predicted model, not a curated record
AUGUUGGCCUUGCAGCGAAACGCAAACUUUACAGACAAAUGUGUUGUCAACAUCCUCCCCUGCCGUAUCCACCACAAUGGUCCGACCAAAGUGACAAAGAGAUACUGGUCGCUAGAAGCUGAGAAAGAUGGUACGGCAACUUCAUACUUUCGGGGCCGCAAGUUACGAGGCAAACGCAUAAAUAUACCCUCUGGAUACCAAGGGGUCGUCGCAAAGGACACCGAUCGGUAUCUCCCGCAGCCUUCCAAAACGCAGACUGGACCCACGUAUACCGUGGUGGAUGAAGAUAUUGAAAUUGCCGAAGAAGACGACGACGACGACCCUCCCGAGCCAGUCAAGGUCUUCGAGGAGUUAUCCACCUUUGAAGAGGUCAUUGUUUGGGGCCAUGAUGCCGUGCCAACAAAUGAAGAUACCUUUGUGAAGGGAAUCGAAGAAUGGAUCGCUUUUGCCGAGGCGAUCCAUGGUCCUUCCACGAAAAACUCCCUGCAGAACAACAGACAGCUGGUCGCCCAGGAAGAUAACCAGGACAUAAGUACGACCACACAAGUCUCGACUCCCUAG